AGGUUGUAUCGUGUUGCGUGCUAUUGCUUUCUUUGUCGUUUCCGUAUUCAGGACCAAACCCUAGCUCUACAUCACAACCAUGUCUUCCAAGCAAGGUGGAAAAGCUAAGCCUUUGAAGAAACCCAAGUCCGAUAAGAAGAAUUACGAUGAGGUUGACAUGGCUAACAUUCCGAAGAAAAAAAAAGAGGAGAAGGCUCCUCUAAAGGAGUUGAAAGCCAAGGCAUCACAGAAGGGAAGCUUUGGAGGUUCUGGCCUCAAGAAAAGUGGAAAGAAAUAAGGG
This is a messenger RNA of Lotus japonicus, 280 nucleotides long. RefSeq lists its product as uncharacterized. Lineage: Eukaryota; Viridiplantae; Streptophyta; Magnoliopsida; Fabales; Fabaceae. The record is from RefSeq and is a predicted model, not a curated record. The coding region runs from base 80 to 277 and encodes 65 amino acids. The transcript has a single exon.